Molecule: messenger RNA, 588 nt
Organism: Aaosphaeria arxii CBS 175.79
Lineage: Eukaryota; Fungi; Ascomycota; Dothideomycetes; Pleosporales
Exons: 2
Coding region: 1-588 (195 amino acids)
Molecular function (GO): carbon-sulfur lyase activity
Source: RefSeq, a predicted model, not a curated record
AUGGCUCUAGAUUACGCUUCUCAAGUUAAGAAUGUGGGAAUUUCGGGAGACGCAGCUGUGCUGUUGUCAGUUCGCGACUCCGACAAAUCAAAGCCGUACAUCCCCCUCGCCGGAGGUGCAACGGAUGGUUGGUCCAAGGACGACGAGGCGACAGCCACUUGUUUCUGCGGCGCAGUCCAGCUCGCUUUCCCAACGGUCGCCCCAGGCCUAGUAGACACAUUCGUAUGUAACUGCACAGAUUGCCGCAAACUCACCGCCUCGAUGUUCACUUCCGCCUUCAUUAUAAACAACGAGUACCUCAAGCACAUCCGCGGACAAUCCAAUCUCAAGCAAUUUUCACAGAGCUCUUCCAUCGCCACCCGCACCCUUAUGACGAACUACUUUUGCGACACAUGUGGAACACUGAUGUAUCGUGUUGCCGAAAGGUUCCCUGGACACAGCCUGUUGAGGCUGGGCACGGUCGACGAUUUUAAUCUCGUAGAGACGAAGUUGAGGCCGAGAACGGAAGCUUUCACGAAAGAUCGUGUCAGGUGGUUUCCGGGUGUGCCUGGUGAGGAUGUGAGGAGGUUCGAAACGAAUCCGGCUUGA